Porites evermanni is the source of this 893-nucleotide messenger RNA. The record is from the annotation of a GenBank genome assembly. Lineage: Eukaryota; Metazoa; Cnidaria; Anthozoa; Scleractinia; Poritidae.
AUGGAAAAUUUGGCGUUGACGAGAAAAAAAAUUGAAGAGUUGCACUGUAGAAAGAUGGGGAAAGCCAUCGCCGAUAGAUUGAGACUUGGUGGUGGUAAGGUUGUGGAAACCUGUGAGGUAUGUUGCUAACUCUAAGAUGUGCCAACAGAAUCCCCUAAUACUAAGGACCUGCGCUGCUAAGCAGUUCUCUUAUGUUGAACUGUUUAUUCUACUCAAGAAAAAACCUAAUAAAAUCGUUGGAAAUAAGGGGGAUCUAGAAUAAUAAAAAUAAUUCAUAUUUGGCUCGUAAGCAAAAGAGUGUAAAACAAAAUUUGAGAUUCAGGGAUGAGUAACUUAUUGCCUAUUCUUUUCAGCCUCGGAGCCAUUCAAAUAUAGUCUAAAUUUAUUCAUAACAAUAAUUUUAUACUUCGAGUACAUUCAUUCCAAACGUAAAAAACUACAAUAUGUUUAUCCUCUAUCAGAAACGCCAAUUGAGGAAACUAUUCAGCGUAAAUUCGUCACAAAUUCGCCAAUUUCCUUCAUUUUAAGUUUUUGACCACGUGACAUGUCACGUGACCAUUAAUAUACGUUAACCACAAGGAGACCUGAAGAUCCACAUUAAGGAAAAGUUUCAUCUCGUUAAAGGCAUCCCAGCUACAUUUUCUGAACACGUGUCCUUUGAUCCAGGCUUCAAACCCCUUGAGAAAUGUUUUUGCACGGUUCACGGUGAUUUAUCUCCUUACUUUGAUUUGUAGAAUUUUGAGAGUGUCACGGUUAUGUUCAGCUACAUGGAUGGCUUUGAAAGCAUCUGCUCACAGGUCGGAGCUAUGGAAAUUGUGAGCCUGGUAAACAACAUGUUUGCCAUAUUCGGCAAACUGGCAGAGAAGCACGAUGUCUAUGAGGUAGUCGAGUGA